UCCGAAACUUCGCUUUAUAUUUCAGAAGGUCGCAGGCUCUACUUCUCGUUCACCAAAUUACUCAACUUGAUCAAUCAUACACACACCGCAGCACAUAUCCACCAUGAGUGACCAGGAAGCACCCGUCACCGCAUACCCGUCCACUACCAUCAAAUCGCAAGAUCAGUCCGGUGGCCCCGGGCUUGACAAAAACAUCGAUCCCUACGCCGAAUGGACACGUCUUGAGUUCUGGGACGACGACAACAAACCCUACCUCAAAGAAUACGAAGGCCGAGACCUCCUCAAAGGCAAAGCGGCACUGAUCACCGGCGGCGAUUCGGGUAUAGGGCGGUCAGUAGCAAUUCUGUUUGCAAGAGAGGGUGCAGAUGUGAGUAUUGUAUAUCUGCCGGAAGAGGAGGAAGAUGCCCAGUUCGUGAAGAAGAAGGUGGAGGAGGCGGGCCGGAAGGCGAAUUUGAUGCAGUUUGAUCUGAAGGACAGGAAGAACUGCGAGAAGGCUGUUGAAGGCCACAUGAAGGCGUUUGGAAAACUGAACGUACUUGUCAACAACGCUGCCAUGCAAGAGAUGCAAGAGGACAUUUCUGAGAUCGAUCUCGACGUCACCGAGAAAACGUUCCAAACGAACAUCAUUUCUAUGUUCGCCAUGACAAAGUAUGCGAUCAAGCAUAUGAAGCGUGGCGACACGAUCGUGAAUAGCGCAUCGGUUGCAGCAUACAUGAGCAACCCGGUGUGUCUCGACUACGCAUCUACAAAAGGCGCGAUCACUACCUUCACUCGAGGUUUAGCGCAGCAGCAGGCCAAGAAUGGAAUUAGAGUGAACGCCGUUGCACCAGGCAUCAUCUGGACUCCUUUGCAACCAGCAACCAAGGGCAACCCACCGGAUGCUAUGAAGGCUUUGGGCGUUGGUGCUUGCCCACUGAACCGACCAGGUAUGCCAAUUGAGAUGGCUACCUUGUAUGUUACCCUGGCUUCGCCUCUCGGUUCUUACUGUACGGGCGAGACUCUGCAUGGCUCAGGUGGUCUUGAGAUGCAAGGAUAGUUUGAUGUAUGGUUUGCUUCACAAAAUGGGCCACAUAUAUGCUUAAAAGGUUAUGUAAAUACAC
This is a messenger RNA of Dothidotthia symphoricarpi CBS 119687, 1100 nucleotides long. Its product is annotated as short chain dehydrogenase/ reductase-like protein. Gene Ontology annotation, molecular function: oxidoreductase activity. The transcript has 3 exons. The record is from RefSeq and is a predicted model, not a curated record. The coding region runs from base 104 to 1036 and encodes 310 amino acids. Lineage: Eukaryota; Fungi; Ascomycota; Dothideomycetes; Pleosporales; Dothidotthiaceae.